AUGGAUUUCAAAUGGAGGCCACUUAUCGUCUCUAAUGCGAAACACCAGGAGGAAAAGAAGAAGUUUUAUGACACUAUCAAAAAGAUGCACGAAAGAAAAAAUAAGGAGGUGAAUUACUUUAAAAGACAACAGCUGAAAGAAGACAUCGAUAACAAAAUCGUCAACUGGAAUCAUCAUUGGUAUCGCAAAUCUUGGAACUACUUCGACCCUGAUUUUAUGAGUGAAGAAGGGCUCGCCAAGCAUGCUGAAGUCGUUUAUAACACGAUGGGAGUGGGGACUUUUACUUUCAACACCGGUCGUGGAAAGCACUCCUCAAACGGAGUAUCCGCCAAUCAGAUGCGACUCUUGACUAUGUUCAAAGGGAGACCCAGAUGUGACGUCAGAAUCGACGGGAACAACGGAGGACUAGUCAUUUUGAAGCGUUGGUAG
Messenger RNA from Caenorhabditis remanei, 429 nucleotides. RefSeq lists its product as uncharacterized. The transcript has a single exon. The coding region runs from base 1 to 429 and encodes 142 amino acids. The record is from RefSeq and is a predicted model, not a curated record. NCBI's taxonomy places the organism in Eukaryota, Metazoa, Nematoda, Chromadorea, Rhabditida, Rhabditidae.